UGACAGAGCAUAGUGGCGACGAGAACUGGCUUGUAACGGAGUGGAGAGUUGUUAUCGAAGAACAGGGGGAAGAGACGGAGGCAGCCGCGGACCGAGGGGGUGUGUGAGCGAGUGUUUAUGUGGUCCAAACACAAGGAGCACAAAAAGGCGUGAAUGAGACAGUCAAACUGGCGGAUUUCAACAUGGCAUCCGGAGAUACUCUGUACAUUGAGACAGACGGCUCGGAGAUGCCGGCCGAGAUCGUGGAGCUGCACGAAAUAGAAGUAGAAACGAUACCGGUGGAGACUAUCGAGACCACGGUGGUCGGCGGGGAUGACGACGAUGACGACGGGCAGCCCAUGAUCGCGCUGCAACCGCUGGUCACAGACGACCCCAGCUCGAUCCACCACCAUUCGGAGGUUAUCCUGGUCCAGACCCGAGAGGAGGUGGUCGGCGGCGACGAUUCGGACCUGCACACGGACGGCAGGGGCGGAUUCGAGGAUCAGAUCCUCAUCCCGGUACCAGCUCCGGGGGUCGAGGAUGAAUACAUCGAGCAGACUUUAGUGACUGUGGCUGGGAAGAGCUCAGUGGGUCGGGUGAAGCGAGGAGGAGGCACUGGUGGAAAGAAAGCAGGCAAAAAGAGCUAUUUAAGUGGCGCCGAGGCUGGGGGGAGAAAAUGGGAACAGAAGCAGGUGCAAAUAAAGACUCUAGAAGGAGAAUUUUCUGUUACAAUGUGGGCAUCGGAUGACAAUAAAGACAUUGACCAUGAGUCAGUGGUGGAGGAGCAGAUCGUCGGGGAGAACUCUCCUCCGGAUUACUCCGAGUACAUGACGGGGAAGAAGCUGCCCCCUGGUGGCAUCCCGGGGAUCGACCUCUCAGACCCCAAACAGCUGGCUGAAUUUGCCAGAAUGAAGCCCAGAAAGGUUAAAGAAGAUGAUGCUCCUCGGACGAUAGCCUGUCCUCAUAAAGGCUGCACAAAGAUGUUCAGGGAUAACUCGGCAAUGAGGAAGCAUCUGCAUACCCACGGACCUCGUGUUCACGUCUGCGCAGAGUGCGGCAAGGCUUUCGUCGAGAGCUCCAAGCUCAAACGCCACCAGCUCGUUCACACGGGGGAGAAACCCUUCCAGUGUACCUUUGAAGGCUGCGGGAAAAGGUUUUCUCUAGACUUCAACCUGCGCACACAUGUGAGGAUCCACACCGGGGACCGACCCUACGUGUGCCCCUUCGACGGCUGCAAUAAGAAAUUUGCCCAGUCGACCAACCUCAAGUCUCACAUUCUCACACACGCAAAAGCCAAAAACAACCAGUGAGAGCCCCUUCGUCAGCGUCCAGUUGCCCAGGCGGGGGAAAAAAACAACCUUUAGAAGAUGUGAUGACAACCCUUGAGACUUUAAUGAUUUAUAAAACAAACAAAAAGAAAAAAACAUGGAAAAAGUCUGACAGUUUAAAAGACAUAAAACACUGAAACUUUGUUUGUUGUUUCCUCCUCACCUAAAGCCCUUUUUUCCCUGCUGGCAUGUUGGAAGAGGAACCUGGUGCAGACCCUACCCCCUACCUGCACCACUUCAUUGCUCUAUUGGCACUUUGUUACCAGAAGAUGGAACCCAAGGGCAAAAAUCAGAGAUUUAUUUUUACCUGAGAAGUCAGAGAAACUGCGGUAUAUAUUAGUACUUUUAUUUUGUUGUUUUAAUUUCCCUCCAAGUGUGCAUAUUGUACACUGUUCUCAGGCUGUGUUAAGUCAAACAGUUUUUCCUCUUUUAUUUUCCUACAUUUUAAGACCCCACCUAUGACCUAAAAAAGGCCGCAGCCUUGUUCCACCUGAUACACACCUAGGAGGAGUUUAAAACCCAACUGUAUGUUUGCAUUUCCACACCGUCUUUGGUUGUACUUUUCUCUAACCACAAAAUAACCUUGUAUACUUGUAUUGUAUGGCUGUAUUAAGAUUAAGUAGACAUAGGUAGAGGUGUGAUUUAAAGUGUUAACCAAUUAAACUUUUAGUCAACGAGUUUCUUUAUAUUUUAUAUAAACUGUCUUAACACAGAUGAAUGAGUAAUAUAAUCAUACUCGGCGGCGGUCACAGUUAAAGGGGUCUGACGUGUAGGUGGAAAAGACUGCGAGAGCAUCACUUCUUUGUUAGAAUGUAAUGUACAGAUGUCAACCAUUAUCUUCCUUUUGUUGGUAUUUACAUCCAUGUAUUUCAACAGCCCACAAUAAAAUGGGUCAUUCCAACUCUGUCAAACUA
Cyprinodon tularosa is the source of this 2221-nucleotide messenger RNA. RefSeq names its product YY1 transcription factor b (gene yy1b). Gene Ontology annotation, cellular component: PcG protein complex; transcription regulator complex. Gene Ontology annotation, biological process: regulation of transcription by RNA polymerase II. NCBI's taxonomy places the organism in Eukaryota, Metazoa, Chordata, Actinopteri, Cyprinodontiformes, Cyprinodontidae. Bases 183 to 1289 code for a protein of 368 amino acids. The record is from RefSeq and is a predicted model, not a curated record. Gene Ontology annotation, molecular function: DNA-binding transcription factor activity, RNA polymerase II-specific; RNA polymerase II cis-regulatory region sequence-specific DNA binding. The transcript is spliced from 5 exons.